Aspergillus pseudonomiae is the source of this 385-nucleotide messenger RNA. RefSeq lists its product as uncharacterized. The transcript has 2 exons. Lineage: Eukaryota; Fungi; Ascomycota; Eurotiomycetes; Eurotiales; Aspergillaceae. The record is from RefSeq and is a predicted model, not a curated record. The coding region runs from base 103 to 336 and encodes 77 amino acids.
AUUCAUCUCAUCUAUAGCAACAUCAGCAAAGCACAGCUCCCAACCAGCCAACCACCCAACCUUCUUUGAACAUAUCUAUAUACUACCAAUUCUUCCCUCAAGAUGAAGUUCAUCUACACCGUCCUCCUUGCCGCCGUGACCGCCACGGCCACUGCGCUCCCAGAACGCCUGGAGACCCGUGUCUGCGGUAGCCCCAUGUGCAGCAACUAUGUUGCCUUGGGUGCUGCCAAUUGCCCACUCGAUUGCAUGUGGGGAGACUGCACCAAGUACCACUGCGAGCAGGAGGGCUAUGAUGUUAUCUGUGGAAAGAACGGAGACAGCUGUGUUAAGGUCUGAUGCGAUGGAGGGUGGAGCGACUUGAGGGGAGGAGGGUUGGGUACACCGU